Molecule: messenger RNA, 2699 nt
Organism: Vitrella brassicaformis
Lineage: Eukaryota; Vitrellaceae
Source: the annotation of a GenBank genome assembly
CUGAAGUCGGCAGCUUUCGGAGCUCUCGUUCUGCCGCUUUCGGAGCUUUCGUUGAAUCGUUCAGGCUGCGAGAGGCGGCCGUGCUACCACAAGGCUCUGAAGCCGCGACUCUCACCGACGAGUCCCAACUAUCGGCUGCCCGGCUGUUAGGGCCGCAGCAGGAUGGCAGGCGUCACGAGCGAACCAGGCCAGGCAGCGGCACAACCCCCCGAGGCUCCCCUCUCUCCCUCUCCCUCUCCCCCCCUCCCCGAUGAGACGAGCUUCUCUUCCAUAGUGUCGGACCCUGCAAGCGCCGACAGUGAGUCGUCUUCUUCGCAGCACCCGGCUCAAGUGCUCGCCCACAAUGCCAGCAUGUCCACUGUCACAUCAGCAUCCACAGCGGCCGCGGGGCAGCCGUCGGGUGGUGCUCAUGUGGCCGUCAAGGUGGAGGCCGACGAGGGGGGUCAGUGUACCCGCACCACCUGCUUUGGCACCAAGAUGGCCACGGGCGGCAUGUACGACGUGCCCACCUACCAGCGGGUGCCGUACGUCACAUCCGGCUACAGAAUCAACGUCCGCACCACGCGAGAGUGUCUGAUGUCAAUCUUCGCCAUCCACAACGAGACCCUUAACAUCUGGACGCACCUCAUCGGCUUCUUUGUGUUCGUGGCGAUGGCCGUGUGGUGGCUGCUGGACAUUUUCUACCUCGACCACGGCAACCACCACUCGUCGCGGAUCGCGUCGGUGACCGAGGCGCUGCUGGAAGAGGGCAAAGAGGGCGGCGAGGAGAGGGACACCACCACGGUGCAGAGGAUAGAGGGCACGGUGCGGCUCGACGUGGCCUUCCUCCUCCUCCUGCUCUUCGGAGGGGCCUUCUGCAUGCUCGCCUCAGCCAUGUAUCACGCAUUCAGCUGCAAACACGAGCCAGGGUGAGUGACUCAAGGGAGGGCUGCCACACACGCACUGAUGGCUCAUCCAUCUCCCUUUCGUUCGUAUGCAAUUGACUCACUCAUUGCAGGUUCGGCCGUUGUCUGCGUCUGGAUCUCUCCGGCAUCGCCGUGCAGAUUGCAGUCUCCAUUUUCGCGGGUCAGUCAGUCACAGUGAGGGCACCGACCGCACCAGUCAGACUGCAAGCAACACCCGCGCAUUUACGGAAACCAGCGGACGGUUUCUCUCUCGUCCGAUGCAUCUCAUCUACAGGUGCGUAUUUCGGUUACGCGUGUUUCCCGAGUCUGCAGAAGAUCUACCUCAUCUUGACGGCGGUCCUGGGCGUGACGAUGGUGUGUCUGCCGCACCUGAGGUUCUUCCAGGGGCCAGCGGGGUUCAAGAUCCGGUUUGGCGUGCUGCUGGGAUGCGGGCUGAGCGGCCUGGUGCCGGCGCUGCAUUUCGUGGGUAUCGCCAAGGGCGAGGAGAGGGAGCUCCUGAUGUAUAUCAUUUACAUGGUCAGUCAGUGGGGCAGACAGACAGACAGACAGAUAGACAGACAGACAGACAUGAGAGUGUCUGUAUUGUGUCUGUCGACCCACGCACUUGAUGGCUGGAUGAGGAUGAGUCAAUCGCAUGGAUUUCUGUGUGGUGUGUGUAUCUUGGCAUGCACGGCUCCUUCCUUCGUCCACACACAGGGCGUCCUCUACCUCGGCGGUAUGUGUGCCGGAGAGACAGGGGCGGAGAGAGAGAGAGUCGGCCGUAAUCACAUUAUCUCUGUGGGUCUCUCUCUUUGUUGUGCGUGUGUGUUAUUUGACUGAUUGGAUUGAUCAGGUGCUGCGCUGUACACGUUGCGGGUGCCUGAGAGGUGGUUUGCGCCGGGCAAGUUCGACAUCCUCGGACACAGCCACCAGGUGCGUGCGGUGCCUACCAACUUCACACAAGACAAGACAAGACGCAACAACACCACACACAAACACUCUUUGUCCACUCCUCUCUCUCUCUCUCUCUCUCUGUGUGUGUGUGUGUGUGUGUGUGUGUGUCAGUGGUGGCAUAUGUGUGUGUUUGCCGCAGCCUUCUGCUGGGUCAAGGGGAUCACACAAUUGUAUUACUUGCGGCUCAAGGGCUGCGACCAGCUCUGACAAAAUGACAGCUGGCUGGCUGGCUUCCUGGCUGGCCGCCUAGUGACACUGGAUUUGUAUCACUCCAUUUCUCUCCCUCUCCCUCUCCCUUUGACCGUAUCACGUCUGUCUGUGUGGGUGUGAUGUGUGGGUGUGUGUACGCGCGUGGAAUCGACCGUCAAAUACGCCCUCCUUGUGGAGUGCCGUGCCCUAAGGGGCGAGGGGCAUGGUGCCACACAAGAGCGGGAGGGUCUCUUACGAUCUCUUCCAUGAGCUGACUAGUCAGUGAAGGCGUGCACUGCAUGUCUGUCUGUGCAUGGGUCUGUCUGGUCUGCAUGGUAUACAUGGUCGAUUUUUGACACACAUGAGUGAGUGAGUGAGGGAGGGAGGGAGGGAGGGAGGGAUGGGCCUCCACCCCACCCGAGCUGGCCAUCGCGCGGCGACCGGUUCCUUCCUGCCGCCCUCCCUUGUCUGUCUGGUUCCGAUUGAUUGAUUAUUUCAAUCAAGUGUAUGGCGUCCUUUUUUGUGCGUCCCUUUUUGGAUGGCCGGUGAGCCAGUAGGGCUUGCCCGGCCGGCACUGCAGUGCAGUGGGGGACACACCCUCCUCUCUCUCUUCCUCCCUCCCUCAUGCAGUGCGCUGCGAGCGAUGGGCCCGGCCGCGUGGGGUGGCGUGUG